AUGAGUGUUGUCGGUGUUGAUUUGGGCACCAUGAACACGGUGGUCGCCGUGGCCCGCAACCGUGGUGUCGACGUGAUCACCAACGAGGUGUCCAACCGCGCGACUCCUUCUCUCGUCGGCUUCGGCCCCAAGAACCGCUACCUCGGUGAGGCCGCCAAGACACAGGAGAUCUCCAACCUGAAGAACACCGUCUCUUCUCUGAAGCGCCUUGUCGGCCGUUCCUUUAAGGAGGCCGACAUCCAGAUCGAGCAGCAGUACAUCUCUGCGCCUCUCAUCGACGUCAAUGGCGAGGUCGGCGCUGAGGUUUCGUACCUCGGCAAGAAGGAGCGCUUCUCUGCGACACAGCUGCUGGCCAUGUUCAUUGGCAAGAUCAAGCAGUCGACCGCCGACGAGAUCAAGGUCCCUGUCACAAACUUGGUCUUGAGCGUGCCUGCUUGGUUCACCGACCGUCAACGCCGCAGCCUCAUCACAGCCCUCAACAUUGCCGACCUGUCGGUGCAGCGCCUGCUGAACGACACCACUGCCGCCGCCCUUGGCUACGGCAUUACCAAGCUUGACCUGCCCACCGGUGACGAGAAACCCCGCCGUGUCAUGUUCGUCGAUGUCGGUCACUCUACCUUCACCGCCUCGGUCGUCGAGUUCCGCAAGGGCGAGCUCACCGUCAAGGGCACUGCAUUUGACCGCCACUACGGUGGCCGCGACUUUGACAAGGCCAUUGUCGACCACUUCCAGAGGGAGUUCGUCGCCAAUCCCAAGCUGGCCGUGGACAUCAACACGAACGCUCGUGCUCGUGCUCGUGUCCUGGUCGCCGCCGAGAAGCUCAAGAAGAUUCUUUCCGCCAACCAGACCGCCCCCCUGAACAUUGAGAUGCUGAUGGAAGACAAGGACGUCUCCACCUCGCUGUCCCGCGCCGACUUCGAGUCGCUGGUCGAGCCUCUGCUGUCCCGAACCACCGUGCCCCUGAUGCAGGCUCUGGCCGACGCCGGCCUGUCCAAGGAGGACAUUGACAUCGUCGAGGUCGUUGGUGGCGGUUCCCGUGUCCCUGCCAUCAAGGAGCGCAUCCAGGACUUCUUCGGCAAGCCGCUGUCCUUCACCCUGAACCAGGACGAGGCUGUUGCCCGGGGUUGUGCUUUCGCCAGCGCCCUGCAGUCGCCCAUCUUCCGCGUGCGCGAGUUCGCCGUGCACGAUGUUGUCUCCUACCCCAUCGAGUUCACCUGGGAGAAGGCCAACGAUAUUCCCGACGAGGAGCCGAACCUGGUUGUCUUUGGCAAGGGUAACGCCAUGCCCUCCACCAAGGUCCUGACCUUCUUCCGGAAACGGCCUUUUGACCUGGAGGCCCGCUACUACGAGCCGCAGGACAUCCCCGCUGGCAUGAAGCCGUGGAUCGCUCGCUUCUCCGUCAAAGGCGUCAAGCCCACUAUUGGUGGCCCCGACGACUACAUGACUUGCAAGCUGCGUGCCCGCGUCAACCCUGACGGUGUCCUAAAUCUGGACAGCGCCUACUCUGUCGAGGACCAGGAGGUCGAAGAGGAAAUCAAAGAAGAGGAGCCGCCAAAGACGGACGACGCUGCCGCUCCAGCAGGCGAGGCUAUGGACACGGACGCCCCCGCGGAGGAGGUCAAGCCCAAGACCCGCAAGGUCCGCAAACAGGUCCGCAAGGACAACCUGCCGGUCGUCUCGGCUGCCAACGCUCUGGAGCAGCCCGCCGUUGAGGAUGCCAAGGAGAAGGAAGGCAAGAUGACUGCCAACGACAAGCUCGUUUUCGACACAGAGGAGAUGAAGAACUCUCUCGAGUCCUACAUCUACGACGUCCGCGACAAGCUCACCAAGAGCGACUCCGGCGAGGAGGAAUACGAUGGCAUCUACGUCAAGUUCUCCAGCGACAGCGACCGGGAAAAGAUCCUGGCCAAGCUGACCGCCACCCAGGACUGGCUCGAGGAUGAUGGCUACGACACCACCAUGUCCAUCUACCGCUCCAAGAAGGAGGAGAUCAGCGCUCUUGUCGGCCCCAUCCACCAGCGUUGGUGGGAGCAGAACGAGAUUGAGCGCCAGAAGCUGGCUGCUGAGCUGGCCCAGAAGGCCGCCGCCAAGAAGGCGACUGAGGAGGCUGCCAUUGCUAAUAACGCGGCCAACGGUGACCCCAACGCCCCGGAUGCCGAGAUGCCCGACGCCGACCCGGCUAAGAACCCCACGAUUGAGGAGGUCGACUGA
Molecule: messenger RNA, 2211 nt
Organism: Sporothrix brasiliensis 5110
Lineage: Eukaryota; Fungi; Ascomycota; Sordariomycetes; Ophiostomatales; Ophiostomataceae
Product: heat shock 70kDa protein 4
Exons: 4
Coding region: 1-2211 (736 amino acids)
Biological process (GO): protein folding
Cellular component (GO): nucleus; cytosol
Molecular function (GO): ATP-dependent protein folding chaperone; ATP binding
Source: RefSeq, a predicted model, not a curated record